GCUUCGAAAUUCCUCGCGCAAUCUCAAAGCCGCCUCUCCUUCACUCAGAACGACCCUGACACUCGCUCUCGCAAUCCCCUCGAUCGUCGGCGUCAGCCUGCUUCGGGCUCUCGCUACGUUCAACGCACCUCGAUGCCCACGCCAUAUCAACCUUCGGGUUCCGUCUCAUAUCUAUCCCGCUUCCCAUUUGCUGCCCGUCCGCGACAGGAAGAUGUGCCAUUAUUCCAAGGUUUCGAGCAAGAGGAUGAAGAGACACAGCACGAGCGCGACAUGGCAGAUUAUCUAGCUCUCCAAAAAUCUCGCCGCAAUUUCAUCCCCAGCCAUCUUACAGAGUCGUCUGAGCUUGAAGACCACAACCUCGACUCUUCCAUUCUUGCUUCACGAGCCAGUCUCUCGGCUUCGAAACAAAAGUCGCCUAUGGUCGAUGUGGAGCUAGGCUCGACUGACAAUGAUGAUGCUUACUCGGAUUUUGACAGCAUUGAUAGAGAACUCGACGCUCGCCCGCCAGCCUUCCAGACGUUUCAGCCUUCGGUACCUCCUCCACGAUCCACCUUCCUUCCGCAAGAGACAGAUCCUGAAUCAGCCUAUGCUCAUCCGAGGCCGCCUAGUCCGGAUAACGAUAGUGUCCCACCUACAGUCAUUCUCCCAGCACCAGAGCCACCACGCCAUGACAUGUUCUGGUCCCAGCUAUACAAGAUUUGCGUCUUUGGCAUGUUUGCGACAUUUGUAUUGGUCUGGUUCCACACUUCAUCGCCAAACUCCAAAAAGCCUUUGGGCGAUACAAUUUACUCCGCCAUGACUUCUUCCAUCAACCUUCUACUCUGGGAUACAGUUAUCACCGUGAUGGUUGCUAUGCUGUGGUUGGCUCUUCUCCGCGAGUAUGUCCGCGUUCUGGUCUUCCUGAUGCUCGUCUCGGUCCCGGUUAUCCUCUUCUCCUUUUCGCUGUACCCCUUCAUCUCAAGCUACAAGGGUGCUUGGCACGGAAAUAGUGUUCAGGACAAAGUCAUGCGCUGGUUCUCUUUCGUGCCAGCCGUCAUCGCUUGCGUCUGGGUCUACUCGGUCUAUAAAGGUCGUCGCUCGCUCGGCAAGGCAAUCGGCAUCCUCGAAUUCGCCUGCCGCAUCGUCACAGCCUCCCCAAGCCUGACUUUGCUAGGAUUCGGUACACUAGGAGUCGUCGUCUGCUUUACCUGGAUCUGGAUGGGCAUGUUCACCCGACUCUUCCUGGGUGGCCACAUGUCGAAGCUUCAGACCUUUAUCAUCGAUCUCAAUACGUGGUGGUUAGGCUUCUUCUUCGUCAUGGUUUAUCUGUGGACUCUAGGCAUAAUCGCUGGAGUACAAAGAGCAACAACUGCUGCCACCGUCUCGCAAUGGUACUUCCAUCGUCUGAGUGUCCCAGCACCGUCGUCCAACACGGUUGUACGGGCUUCAUUCAUGCAUGCGACUGGUCCAAUGCUCGGCACGAUCUGCCUUUCGACUUUCUUGUCGCUACUGAUUCGCUUGCCUCUUAUUGUUCUUCCUCGACGUAUCGCUAGCCUUGUCACUCUCUGCGCAUUCUCUAUGGUGCCGACCUCGCUCGCUGCCCUCACUAACCCUCUGACACUCACCUAUGCUGCUAUUCACUCUCAGUCUCUGAGUAUCAGUGCCCGAGGCUUGUCUCAACUACACUUUGUCUCCAACACCUCGCCUACGACCACGCUCAAUCCAUCUGUCUUUGCCGCACAUCCGGGUUCUGGUGGGACCAUGAUGCCGUAUCGCCUGGCUAAGCUGCUCCUACACGCAACCCGCUUCAUCAUGUCAUUCGGCCUUGGUUUCGGUGGAUGGGUGUCUACAGCACGAAAUGUGCAGUUGGCAGGCGGCGGUUUCAAGGGCAGUCUCUAUGCCUAUGUCGUUGGUCUGAUAGCAGCUACAAUUGGAUGGGCAGUCUUGGGAGCUAUCGAAGGCGUCAUCGGCGGUGUGGUAGAUGCAAGUGUUGUUUGCUGGGCCAGCGAGACUGGUGGUAGGAGUGGAGCAGGCGAAGCAAGGUAUUGCCGCGAGGCGGGUGAGCUUUUUGGAGAAGGAGACUAUUAA
This is a messenger RNA of Aureobasidium namibiae CBS 147.97, 2067 nucleotides long. RefSeq lists its product as uncharacterized. The annotation marks the transcript as partial. Gene Ontology annotation, cellular component: plasma membrane. Gene Ontology annotation, biological process: transmembrane transport. Gene Ontology annotation, molecular function: transmembrane transporter activity. The record is from RefSeq and is a predicted model, not a curated record. The transcript has a single exon. Lineage: Eukaryota; Fungi; Ascomycota; Dothideomycetes; Dothideales; Saccotheciaceae.